AUGAGCGCAGCUCCCAGCACGAUCGCCCCUGAAGCAACGCAACAGCUAACUAAAGAGGACCUUGUAAAGUACUUGGCCUCUGGCUGCAAGCCCCGCGAAAAGUGGAGGAUUGGGACGGAGCAUGAGAAGCUGGGCUACAACACUGCAGACAACAGCAGGAUCGGCUAUGACGUCAUCCAGAAGCUGCUGCAGGGUCUGUGUGACCGCUUUGGCUGGCAGCCGGUGAUGGAGGGCGAGUAUAUCAUCGGUGCAGAGCUGGAUGGGCAGAGUGUCAGCCUGGAGCCUGGCGGCCAAUUUGAGCUGAGUGGCGCUCCUUUAGAGACCUUGCACAUGACCUGCGCAGAGACCAAUAACCACCUCUAUCAGACCAAAACAAUUGCGAAGGAGUUGGGGAUUGGCUUCUUGGGGCUGGGCUUUGACCCCAAAUGGAGGGUGGAGGAUGUGCCUGUGAUGCCAAAGCAUCGGUAUAGGAUCAUGCGUUCGUACAUGCCAAAGAGGGGCACACUGGGCCAUGACAUGAUGUUCAGGUCGACUACCAUCCAGGUCAACCUGGACUUUGAGGACGAAGCAGACAUGGUGGAAAAGAUGAGGAUAGGGAUGGCACUGCAACCCGUUGCCACUGCCCUCUUCGCCAACUCGCCCUUCAGAGACGGCAAGGACACAGGCUACAUCAGCUGGCGGAGUCACGUGUGGACAGAUGUGGACCCAGACAGGACGGGCAUUCUGCCCUUUGUCUGGGACGCCGACUUUGGCUUUGAGCGCUAUACGGAGUACGCGCUGGACGUGCCCAUGUACUUCCUGUACCGCAAUGGCACCUACGAGGAUGCCACGCAGCAGCGGGGGACCUUCCGCGAGUACUUGGAAGGCCGCCUGCCCAUUGCACCAGGGCAGUACCCCACGCUGAAGGAUUGGGAGACGCACCUGACCACCAUCUUCCCAGAGGUACGCCUGAAGCGCUACAUGGAGAUGCGCGGCGCUGACGGCGGCCCCUGGGAUUCUAUUUGCGCGCUGCCGGCACUCUGGGUUGGCCUGCUGUACACCAGGGAAAUCCAGACGGAGGCCUACGAGAUGAUUAAGGGCUGGUCUAUGGAGGAUCACCAGCACCUUCGUGACAGUGUUCCCAGCACCGGCCUAAAGACGCCCUUCCACGACGGCACUGUCCAGGAUGUGGCCAAGCAGGUGCUGGCGCUAUCGCGGAAAGGCCUGCAAGCCCGGGGGAAGGGGGAGGAAUCAUUCUUGAAGCCACUGGAAGUCAUCGCAAACACGGGGGUCACUGCAGGAGAUGCAUUGAGGAAGAGGUAUCAUGAGGAGUGGGGUAGCAAUGUGGACAACAUCUUCUCUGAAGAAUUCACCUACUAGUUUGUAGCCCGUAGCCCUCUGACCGUCUAGACGUUCAAAAUUGGAAGUAAGAUUUGCCCAAUAGUAUACUGAUAUCUGAGCAAUGGGUUGGUUGUGGCACGUCUCGUCUGCUUCCGAAUGCAUGAACAUGGGUGUGCGUUUGUGGAGAACACUAUGGCUUGGCGCUCCCGCAUCAUUUGCAUUUGCAAUAUUUAUUGAACAAAGCGGAUGCCAGUGAACAUGCUUAUGAAAGUAUCACACAUACUAUCAUCCUACUCUCAUCAUUUACACCUAGUGUUUUGGGGUUGGGGUGUCCAAAAAUGGACCCCCGUUUUAAGGGUGAUCUUGGGCAAUUUCGAUGUGCUGAUCACGCCUACGAAGUCAUAAUUUGAAAAUUCGACCUCUUUGGCUCUCUAUAAGGCCUCAAACAUGGUUUUAGGCUAGGGUUUGCAUAGGGUUGGCUCUAGCUCCUCAAAAGGGGGGCCUAUGGCAUAGUGGAAAGACUUGCAAUGGGACAUAUAC
Molecule: messenger RNA, 1860 nt
Organism: Coccomyxa subellipsoidea C-169
Lineage: Eukaryota; Viridiplantae; Chlorophyta; Trebouxiophyceae; Coccomyxaceae
Product: plant glutamate cysteine ligase in complex with Mg2+ and L-glutamate
Exons: 9
Coding region: 1-1359 (452 amino acids)
Biological process (GO): modified amino acid biosynthetic process; glutathione biosynthetic process
Molecular function (GO): glutamate-cysteine ligase activity
Source: RefSeq, a predicted model, not a curated record